This is a messenger RNA of Lingula anatina, 4738 nucleotides long. RefSeq lists its product as uncharacterized. Gene Ontology annotation, molecular function: cysteine-type endopeptidase activity; protein binding. Gene Ontology annotation, biological process: proteolysis; meiotic chromosome separation. The record is from RefSeq and is a predicted model, not a curated record. Lineage: Eukaryota; Metazoa; Brachiopoda; Lingulata; Lingulida; Lingulidae. Gene Ontology annotation, cellular component: nucleus; cytoplasm; mitotic spindle.
GUGCCCUUGAAGGCGGCCAUUUUAAAUGAUAUAAACUAUGGCUUUUGAAUGAAAACAGAUUAUAUAUCCUUAUUAUCAAAUGUAGAGCAGAAUGGCUGGUGAACUGAUUAUAGAGGAUCUGAAGAAUGGCCAGAUUCACAGCCUAGGGUUACUAUUAAAGGAUUAUCUUGGCCCUCUCUUGGAAAACCCAGAUGUGUUUUCAGCUACAGAAAAGUCCCAUUAUGGCAUGUUUUGUGUUCGUUUUCUACAUGCCAGUGUGGUCACACUGGAUGCAGUGGAAGCCAGUGUUGUGGAUGAACUGUGGUCUUCUAUUGAAACCUGUUUACAGUGUAUCCAUCAAACAUGGGAACAUUUAAAUUUUAAAGAGCCACUGACAGUACAGAAAGUGGUCUAUCACAUUUUAACUAGAGGAUCAAAGAAGGGUUCUCUUCGGUUUGUAUUGGAACUUGCCCAGCAUCUCUUCAAACUGCUGCAAAGAACAAUAUUGGAUAGCAGCGAGAGCCAGACAUUUCUUUCCAUUGUUAAAAACUGUUAUGCAACCUUAUGGAAUUAUGCCAUGCAGGGAGAGAAUGGAUCAAAUUCGUUAGAGAUGCUGAUGAUAAGACAACUUGCAUUGCAGUUUUACACAUUACAAAACAGAGAUCCUCAUGAGCUGGUGGAAAAAGUCAAGGUUGUUUUAACAAGAUGUGUGAUAGGAAGAAAAAUGCUACAUGAUCAGCUAAUUGAUUGCUGCAUGAGGUUUCGCAAAUCUGUGACAGAUGUGCUUGGGGAAAUGAUAGCAGAGAGUCAGCAAAAUUCUGAUCAGGUGCUGGAGUGUCAAAAAGCAUUCUUGUUGACUGAGGUUUAUUUCAUACAGUUUUUAAUGAAGUGCAAAGCUACAGAUAAGGCAACACUGCUAAUCAAGGAGGUUAAAAAUCAAAAUGCAGAGGGCUGUUCAUCUAGACCCAAGGAUAGUGCUAAUUUUGUUUCAGAAGUAUGUGUGUGUGUAUGUAAAGUAGCUGUGCUUGUGAAAGAAAUCCCGCUGAUGAAAUGUGAGGGGUUACAAAAAAUCUGGAACAAUUUAAACCGGGAUCUAAAAGAAACGACCAGUGUGCUUAGGGAACAGAAAAAUACCACAAGUACUGAAAGCACAAUCCUUGAAUCAUGCUCUCUUCUGAAAGCUGAAUUAGAUGUCCUAGUGAAGUCAAAGUGUUUUCAAGAAGUUACCUCAGAGGUCAUAGACAGUAUAGCACAGUUUAUGGAAACCUACAUUACAUUGCUAAGAGAAAACUGUCUAAAGCAAGACUUGGGCAAGAAAUCUAGCCAGAUAUUAAAAGGCAAAGAAAUUGAGGCUCGGACACUACAACUGACUGUUCUUUUGGAACAACUUGUCAGGACACAAAGCUCACCACUUGCUCAAGGGGAAUCUAAGGGAGAUCUCACAAAAGAUGCUAACAGGAGUAAUGUGAAAAAGCAGUGUUUUCAUGCAGUUAAGGGUUUGGAAAUGUGCUACACUUUAAUAGAGAAGACAAGAAAAUGCAGCAUGACAGGACAAGAGCAUUACUUUUUAGGCUUCCAUGCGUACAAAUUUGCUGGUCAUUUUUUUAUGAAUGCCGAGUACUCCCAUGCCGUGGACUUCUAUCAGUUUGCCUGUGAGCACUUUGCAGCAUGGAGCAAGUCUGAUUCUGACAGUCAAAAGGUGUCUGAGUUUCAGCUGUACAGGCGUUUUGAGUAUCUGGCAGAGAGUUUGCGUAGGUGCGGCAGGUAUAAGGAAGCUAUGGAGGCUGUUGUUCAGGGCGUUCUGUUGGAUCAGGGUCCAUGUAACCACAAAUCUGCAGCAGAAAUAUGGGUGAAGAUUAAGAGGGAUAUUUCUAAGGCGGAAACUAGUGAACAGUUGAAACCAGGAUUGCUGCUGGAUGCUAUUGAAGAAAAUGGAGGAGACCUUCAGGAAGGAGACAAAGUUGAUUUUCUCGAAAGUGAACUGAAAGCUCACAGAAACAUUAAGACUUUGAAACUGGAAGACCAGGCAGAAAUAAUACAGAAAUUGAUUGACACCUCCUCUAGUCCUGUGGUGCAAGCUGAGGCUUUGAUUGACAGUGCAGUGCUCUUACUGGCUAAAGAAGACUGGAAGUCUCCAGUGGAAAACUGUAAGAAGGCAAUUGCUCUGCUUGAGAAAGAACUGCAAAGAAAUGCCCAAAAAUAUACAGCGUCAAUAUUGAAGGAUGUGUUGGCAAGAGCAUUUUUCUGGCUAUAUGUAUGUGAGGCAGAAAGCAUAACAACUGAGUCACAGUCUAAUCUGGGAGCACCUGAUGAGGCAGUGGAACGUGCUGGUUCUCCAACACCUGAAGAAGAAAAUUGUGUAUUGAAUGGUCCAGUGUUUACACUGCAUAUGGAGAACCAAGCCAUUGCCAACCUGGAUAAAGCACUUGACCUGUGGUCUGCUAUACUACCAGAUGGUUGCAGAGCAGAUUGUGUGAGGGACUGUGUUGUAACUUCUGAGGGCCUGCUCCAGGUGGCACAGUUAUACAAGAUGGCUGGGAAACCUGUGCAAGCACUGAGAGCUCUCUCAGCAGCCAUCCACUUGGGUGAUCACAUCAGUUUUGCCUUGCGUGUGUCUUUGCACACCUUGCAGAUCCAGUUGCUGUGCAGUCUAAACCAGCCUCAGUCAGCAAAGGCACUGAUGGACCAGGUGGAUGGCUGGUUAGAGAAAUGGAAGCCUGAUAGGUCCAGUGAGGAGUAUGUUGUGUGGAAAUACAGGGUAGCUGUGGCAGAAGUCAUGGUGCUCUCACAAAAGUUCAGUGAAGCUCAAGAGAUAUUUGAGAUGGUCCAGCAACAAAGCUCAGUGUCAGCCCGUACAAGGGAUUGGUGUAUAGUGGAAGGCACCAUGAAGAGAUGCCUGGCCAAGAUGUUGACCUUGCCCCAGUACCAUGCUGCAGUAGAGGAGUGUGAGGAUUAUGCACUGGACAGAAUGCAUGAGGCUUGUUCACUCCUAACUGGGGUAUGGAAAUUCUUACAGGGAAAAGCUUCGGAGAGUGCCUCACUAAUGGACAAGUGGUCCAUCAUGACAGAGUACCUGGACACACUGCAAGCCACUGGACACAUGUACCUGGAUAUUGGGGAGAGCAGAGCAGCCAAGUGUUACCUCAAAGAGGGGAUGAUACUGGCACAGGAGUUUAACAUGCCUAGAAGACUGUCAGGGUUCCUCCUGUCCUUGGCCAAGCUGGAUACAUUGUCAGAAAAAUUCACUGAUGCAGAAGCCAAGUUGAACAUGGUGCAUUUCAUUCUGAACUCGGAGGUACACACUGUAAAACCUGAAAAGCAGUCAACAAGAAAGAUGGAUGUUGAAAAUGAGAAGGCAGAGAAGCAGCAGAAAAAGAAAGAUGAUUACUUUGGAUUUGACAUAUCUGACGAAGAUGAUGAUGAUAGUGAAAAAGGGUUGGAUUUCCUAAAAAGAAAAGUCCUUGAAGAUACAAUUCCAAGUGAUGAAAAUGACAGUGGAAAUGAGGACCCUUGUGCAUCUCCAACACUCCGGAAGCACGAAAGCAAACUUCCUGUGUAUUUAUCUCACAGCACCAAAUGCAGUUGUGUCCUGUGUCAUGAUUUCAUUCUUCACCCCCUGAGCAUGGAAUACAUCCAUGGACUAGCCUGUUUGUCCAUGGAAAUGUUUGCUGUGUCAGAAUGUGCCACACUUGUCAAGACGGGGCUACAGUUUUACAACACUGCCUUCCACAAGUCCACCCAGGUCCUGAUGUCAAAGAGUUGUGAUAACUUAUACAAAGGAAAAAAAGAAAUAGACAAACUUGUGGAAUCACUAUUUUUACCAUGGAGUGUGCAGUUUGAUAUUCAAGUAGCAGAUACCAAGAUUGAAACCAACCUCCAGUGGGGCCCUGCUGGAAGGGCAUUAGCUAGGGCUGCUUCUCAUCUCAACUGUAGUACUGCGACAGGCUUGGUAAACCUCUGGAAAGAGAGGGCAUUUGUGUUUUAUUUACAGGCACUUGUUGGUUUAAAAGGAAUGGCAGAACCAAAUGACUACAACAACAUUGUGUCUAACCUGAAUGAUGAAUUUCAGAAGGUUGAAAUAACAAGUAAGGAGGAUUCUACUUUGAACAAUAUAACUGAUAUGCUUAAUCGCAUGGAUGUGAAAGAUGAAGGAAAUUUACCAAGCUUAGAUGAUACUAACUUGGUUAGCAAAAAUGAGAAAACAAAAAUGAAACCCAAAGUGGACAGUGACAAGGCCUCAGCAGAGAAUGUUCCCAUAGAAGUUCCAACAGAUAAGAUCACAAAACCAUCAGCUCGAAGAAAAGGGAGAAAAACCUCUGCUGAAACCAGUGAUUCAACUCAAGAAACAUCAACCAACAACAGACGAAGAAGGAAAACAGAUGAGAAUGGGGACAUUGUUUUGUUCAAGAGUCCACCCCAGAAAACCAAGCGAGAAAAAACUGGCACUCAAAAUGAGGAGGCCACUGAUUUCACUUCCAAUUUGAUGACACCCCUUCCUCUGAAGACCCCAAAAGCCAGCAGCAGAGCAGUGAAAAAGGAAGAGAUUUUCACCCCAAUGGCAAUGAAGACGCCGAAGAGUGUGUCAAGUCGAAGAGCAGCUCUGGACAUGCUGAUGGCAGAUAGUGAUAGCGAAGAGGACAAAAUCAAAUCCACGAAAAAUAAAAGGACAGGCACAAGGAAAACCACAUCAACAACUGGAAAAGGAAAGAAAGCAGCAGUAUCAAAUCGCAAGUGGGAAGGAUACCAGACUGCUCAAUGA